AUGACUGUGACCUUCUUCAUCCACCUGAUUCAAGCCGCCCCGUCACAUUCGCAUUUAAAGAGUGAGCACUCAUGUGAUAGUCGCACCGUUAGUGACCGACCAAAGGUCACUCUGUCUUUCUUCCUACACAUUCCUUUCACCAUGGCUCUUCGACACAAUGUCUUGGUUUUCCUUUGCAUUUUACCUUUUGCUAACGCACUCUACAAGCAAUGGAUUCCAGACACCAAUUUUGAAAAUGCUACCAACUGGGAUAAAGGCUCUGUACCCUGCGGUAACGACCAAGUUGUGUUUUUAGCUCAGAGGAAAGUAUCAGUGUAUGUCGAAACGGCUCACACUAUCGCUGGAAUGAGCUUGCCGGUGGAUGGAGAGCUGAUUCUGGCAUCCGGCGCUGGGUUUACUGUAAGAGAGGGUGGAGAUCCUGGUUGUGGAUCUGGGGUCACGGCACACUUUAAAGACCCAGAAUCUCUGAAAUGGUUCGAUCCAUCGAUGUGGGUGGCUGCGACCACUAUCGACGAUCUGCACAGAGGUACAUAUCAGUUUUCAGUCCACGAGGAGAGUGUCCCGUGCCAGUAUGACGACGUGGUAUUUCGAGAGGGCACCUCAUUCCGUGUGGACCUUUCAUCUGAUCAUGACGUGCCCGUGAAGAGUGUGUCUGUGUUUGGGAAAAAGUUCACCAGCAGCUUUGAGUUUUCUCAGUACCUGACGUCCAAUUCUGGCAAGCUGCAGUUCCAUGGCUCCUCAACCCUUAAAGUUGGUAGUUCAGGCUGUGACGAUAACACGGGAUGCAUCUGUGAUAACUCCGGAAAUCGAGACAAGAUCUGCUCAAAUGUGAAAUGCGAUUCAUUGGAGUGCAAGAAACCCCUGCACCCGGUGGGACACUGCUGCGAUGUUUGUGGUGCCAUCGUGAACGUUGAGUUCUCUUCGAGCUUCAACUUUGAGUCGUAUCGCCAGCGGCUGCAGCACCUCUUUCUCAAUCAGCAUAAGUAUGAAUCGACACAGAUGGCCAUGUCGAAGGUGUCAAAAGAGCAGAGGCUGCUGCGAGUGAUUCCUUUCGGAGCCACUCAGGAGAUUCAAGUGGUGCUUCUGGAUCAGAAGACAGGUCAGGAUGCCGGGAAGCUGGCUGAAGCUCUCGCUCGAGACGUAGUGCGGGAUGUGCACAACCACGGCUUGAACUUCGGCAUCACCAGCGCAGAGUUUCAGGCGUCAUCAGGGGCGAGCAGCAGCGAGGCGGCUGGAAACAGUGCAGGGGUCGUGGUGGGCGCAGUGCUGGGCUCCCUGCUUGGAGUGGGUUUACUUGCAGUUGUUGUGUUGCUUUACCGUCGUGGCAUUGUUAAGAUACCCAGAAUACCUAGCAUCCCCUCGUUUACCAAAUGGAAGAACAGUAGUGACAUUGGGGAGCUUGGCGGCACCUUGGACCAGGGCUUUGACAACCCCAUGUUUGACAAACCGACUAUGAUGCCUGAGGAACCAGGGCUGUACGGGACAGAGAUGACAAACUCAAUAACCCUAACUCAGUCAGGAGUGCAUUUCGUAAAUCCUGUUUACGAUGAAACCGAUUUUAGUGCAUGAAAGGUUUAGUAUCAGCUGAUCUGAUGGGGGAUGUGAUGGCAAAAUAAUUCUUAAGGAUUUUAACACAGCAUAACAAUCAUUGAUGAUUUAAUCAGAAUCACACACUGAAACAUGUUUUAUCUGGGUGCUUUUGGUAAACACACACACACACACAAAUAUAU
Carassius gibelio (silver crucian carp) is the source of this 1730-nucleotide messenger RNA. Its product is annotated as protein amnionless-like. The coding region runs from base 1 to 1569 and encodes 522 amino acids. Gene Ontology annotation, biological process: receptor-mediated endocytosis; intracellular protein localization. Lineage: Eukaryota; Metazoa; Chordata; Actinopteri; Cypriniformes; Cyprinidae. The transcript has 2 exons. The record is from RefSeq and is a predicted model, not a curated record. Gene Ontology annotation, cellular component: apical plasma membrane; endocytic vesicle.